Zonotrichia albicollis (white-throated sparrow) is the source of this 3932-nucleotide messenger RNA. It is a transcript of the gene DRD1, whose product is annotated as dopamine receptor D1. The record is from RefSeq and is a predicted model, not a curated record. Gene Ontology annotation, cellular component: plasma membrane. Gene Ontology annotation, molecular function: G protein-coupled receptor activity; dopamine neurotransmitter receptor activity, coupled via Gs. Lineage: Eukaryota; Metazoa; Chordata; Aves; Passeriformes; Passerellidae. Gene Ontology annotation, biological process: adenylate cyclase-activating adrenergic receptor signaling pathway; G protein-coupled dopamine receptor signaling pathway; positive regulation of MAPK cascade.
UCCCUUGUGUUAAUCCUUUAGGAAGGAGUCGCCGGGCAGACAGAGCGUUCCUGGAGGGGCGAUGCUGCCGAGCCCUGCCCCGGGCAGAAGGAAGCAGCCGGGAGAUGCGCGGCCCGGGGCGGGCAGCGGGAGAGUGUGAGGAGCUGCCUCCGCCUGCGCCUUUCCGAGAGGGAAACAGCAUGGUGAGAGCUGGACCCGAUCCCUGGAGCGCGGCCCCGCUGAGCAGGAGGUGGGAUUAUUCCGGAGUAGUUAUGGAGAGCUAUAACUUGGCAGCGGAGUGUUAAAGCGACUCGUUCCUGCUGGGAGAGGAACCCACUGCGGGCAUCGCCGGCGUGGUGGCCGAGGGAAGGUCACUCGGGUCCUUCUCCUCCUCCUCUCGCCUCUUUCUCCAUCCGGCAAACGACCGAGGGAAAAACUGCUAAUCGGCUCUUGCCAGCGUUGGGAAUACCGUGCCUUUUGCUGGGAUGAUUUGCCCUGAUGUGCCGCCUCAGCGGGAUGUACAAAGCGCGACUGGGACUGAUCCGGCCAACAAAGUUUGCAGAGUGAUCGGCAGGGGCCGUGGGAUGGAGGGAGCCGGGCACGCACCAGCAGGGUCCGUCACGCACGGUCCGAUGGCACAGACCUGCUGCUCCCCUGAAAAAUAACUCCUGGUGGUCCAACUCUUACUUCUCCCCUGCCAGUUUGCACUUUCAGGGAAAAAAACCCCACAUGCACGAUGCAAUGCAGUGUUCCUGUGUUGGUUUUGUAUAUAAGAUUUGCUAUGCAAUUCCAAAACUAAAAGAGGAGGAGAGACGGCCCUGCAUCCCAGAGCAAACAGGGAAUCAGAGGUGAAAGGAGAAACUAUGACUUGGAACGACACCACUAUGGACGGGGAAGGGCUGCUGGUGGAAAGGGACUCCUCUUCCUUUCGGAUCCUCACGGGCUGCUUCCUCUCGCUGCUGAUCCUCUCCACGCUGCUGGGGAACACGCUGGUCUGCGCAGCUGUCAUUCGCUUUCGCCACCUCAGGUCCAAGGUCACCAACUUCUUUGUCAUCUCCUUGGCCGUGUCCGAUCUCUUAGUGGCAGUUUUGGUCAUGCCUUGGAAAGCUGUGGCCGAGAUCGCCGGUUUCUGGCCUUUUGGUUCAUUUUGCAACAUCUGGGUGGCCUUUGAUAUUAUGUGCUCAACAGCCUCCAUCUUAAACCUCUGUGUCAUUAGUGUGGACAGAUACUGGGCCAUCUCCAGCCCGUUUAGGUACGAGAGGAAGAUGACCCCCAAGGCAGCCUUCAUCAUGAUCAGCGUGGCGUGGACUUUGUCCGUGCUGAUCUCCUUCAUCCCAGUGCAGCUCAACUGGCACAAGGCUACGACCACGAGCUUUUUGGACUUCAAUGCCAGCUUAGAAGGUGUAACCAUGGACAACUGUGAUUCUAGCCUAAACAGGAUGUAUGCCAUCUCCUCUUCUCUAAUUAGCUUCUACAUCCCCGUGGCCAUCAUGAUAGUCACCUACACCAGGAUAUACCGGAUUGCUCAGAAGCAAAUCCGGCGCAUCUCGGCUCUGGAGAGAGCAGCAGUGCAUGCCAAGAACUGCCACAACCCGGGUGGCAACAGGAGCAGCAUGGACUGCCAGCAGCCAGAGAGCAACUUCAAAAUGUCCUUCAAGAGGGAAACCAAGGUGUUAAAGACCCUCUCAGUGAUCAUGGGGGUGUUUGUGUGCUGCUGGUUGCCAUUUUUUGUGUUGAACUGCAUGAUUCCCUUCUGCGAGCCCACCCAGCCCUCCAAGGGGGCAGAGGCUUUCUGCAUUAAUUCCACCACCUUUGAUGUUUUUAUAUGGUUUGGAUGGGCCAAUUCUUCCCUGAACCCCAUCAUCUAUGCCUUCAACGCCGAUUUCCGCAAGGCAUUCUCCACCUUGCUGGGCUGCUACAGGCUCUGCCCCCUGGCUGGCAACGCCAUCGAGACCGUCAGCAUCAACAACAACGGGGCCGUGGUCUUCUCCAGCCAGCACGAGCCCAAAGGCUCCAGCCCCAAAGAGUCCAACCUGGUUUAUCUGAUCCCACACUCCAUUAUCUGCCCGGAAGAAGAACCUCUCAAAAAGGAAGACGAGGAGGGUGAACUGUCAAAGACCUUGGAGAAAAUGUCUCCAGCACUGUCGGGUAUCUUGGAUUACGAAGCUGAUGUUUCUUUGGAAAAGAUCAAUCCCAUUACACAGAAUGGGCAGCAUAAAACCUGAACAGUAAGGUUUACUCAGCAAGACCUAAUGGUGUAUAUUGUAAUAAUCUUUUUUUGGGAAAAAAAAAGAUAUAUGAGAUUUUUUUGGUAAGAACCUAAGCUCUAAGGGAGAAAAAGGCACAUUUACACCAAGCCCAGAAUUAAUUUUCCUGGCAUUCAGAGCAAAUUUAACAUUUCAAACAAUAAACAGAAAAAAAUACUGGAAAUUGGUUAUAAAAAAGGAUGUUAAACUGUACUGUUCACCCUGAGGAAAAUCUACAAAUCUACAAAUUUAGAUACAGUGCAGUUACAAAGAAAAUGUUGCUUCUUCUCUGUACAGAGGAACCAAUUUCUAGGUAAAAGUGAGGCAAAAGAUAAAUGUUGAGUAUUUAAAGAUUAAUGUUUACUAGAAGUUAAAAGAUUGCUUUGUCUUGUGAUAGUGGGUGUUAACAGGUCCUAAUUAAUGACUGAGGGAUUGUAAAGGUAGGUUGAUGCCUUCUUAAAAUUAUUUCUGACAAAUAAUUGAGCCUUAUAACGAGAAUGGUUAUUUUUAAAGCUUUGGGAGGUAAUAUGUUGAUACUGGUUUUAUUUAUUUAUUGUUUUAAAUUGAUAUUUUUCAUAUGUUACAACAGAUCUAGCUUUAUUUAUGUUAUUUAAGAUGUUUAAAUAAUGGGAUAUUUUUGGAGUGUCAUAACUGCAUUUUGACCAGUCAACCAGUCAGCACUUUAUUACAAGCUCUGAUAGUCUGGAGAGCUGGUGAGGGGAAUGGAGCAGUGUUAAGGAGCUCAGCAAGAAAUGAAGGAAUCAACAGAACUGAUGCUGUGUGGAGUUGGUUUGCUUGUGGGCUUUUUUUAUUUUUAAGUGGGAUUUCUUUCAAAAGAUAGGACCAGAGUUGACUGAGUUGCGAAUUUUCUUCCCUUAUAGAAAUAAAAGAAAUUGCUGCUAUUUAUUUUUAAAAAGUUUCAUGUUACAGAGACUUUGCUAGAAUGUCAAGUUUGUGGAUCUGUAAAUACCUUAAAUAUGACUACAACCUUAAGAAGAAUCCAAUUUGGGAAGGAAAGCUUCUUAGAUAACAAUUCUUAGUAUAUAGUGUUUUGUAUUUAUGUAAGAUAAACAGCUUUCUCAGACUUUUCUUAUUUCAAGUCUUGGGUAUCUUUUCUGAACAAACACACUGGGUUACAAUGGCAGCUGGGAGGACAUCACAGUUUAGAGAUUGCCAUGUCAAUACUCCAAUCUAGAAAGGAAUUGUGGCCUCAUUACCAUUUGGGAUUAAAACAUUUCUAAAUCCGGCUGGAACUGCAGCCUCCAUCUCGAAACCCUCCUGCGAACUCCAAAAAAGUUGCCAAUGUUUAAUUAAAAAAUCCUGCUACUUUGCCACCGUCCUUCCCUGCUGCUUUCCCUCUGUAAUGCCAAAAGCAAUCAGUGAGCAUUAGCAACAGGAACAUUGGGUGUUAAUAUUCAGCAGCAUUCAAAGGAAUCCAUUUCUUUUCUAAAUGGGAGAAAAUACCCUUUGGAGCAACUUUUUCGUAACAUAUAUCAAAAGAAAUGUGUUGUCAGGAAAAGAGAACUGAGAGGAAAAAAAAAUUUAAAGUCUAACAAACUAUAUACAUCCUGCAUCAGGUCUGUGUAUUUAUGUAUUGUGAAUGUUUUCAUAAUUUUAUUGCCUGUAUGCUGCUUUCAUACAUAUAAUAAAAUUAUUUUGUGAACAGAAGGUCAAAUAAAGCAAUCUACAUUGCAUUUAUUAAAUACA